Messenger RNA from Clarias gariepinus (North African catfish), 2886 nucleotides. RefSeq names its product DNA cross-link repair 1B (gene dclre1b). Gene Ontology annotation, biological process: protection from non-homologous end joining at telomere; double-strand break repair via nonhomologous end joining; interstrand cross-link repair. The coding region runs from base 530 to 2293 and encodes 587 amino acids. Lineage: Eukaryota; Metazoa; Chordata; Actinopteri; Siluriformes; Clariidae. Gene Ontology annotation, molecular function: 5'-3' DNA exonuclease activity; damaged DNA binding. The record is from RefSeq and is a predicted model, not a curated record. The transcript is spliced from 4 exons.
UCUUGGCGGCCCAAACAAACGCGUUAGGCAGCCAGGCGAUGUUUAGUGAUUUUUUUUUAUGCCUUUGGAUUGUGUUUCUUUUGGAGGAAUGCGCUAAAAUGAAAACCUGGUGCUUUAGACACUAUAAUGCGAGUACAUGAAUCCUGUGACUGGUUAGUUUACACCCGAGAGACGCAUCUGCAGCUAAGCUAAGCUAACUACCGUAAUAGCGCCAUGUCUCAUAUCCCGACAGUGAAGUACUAAGAAUGCUUUAUUUCUUUCAGUGCGUCACACAUUUUAUUUUUGGGCUGUUUUAUUGUUAAUGUCUAAACUAGUACAGUAAAUAGUAGUGCACUACACUUAACCUAGCCGCUGUGCGGUGUUUAUUGUGGACUAGCUGAUCUCAGCCCGAGUUGUGUUUAGUUCAGAAGUCUGUAUGUGACUGAGUGAGUGAGGUGAAUCACAUGGCUACUGCAGUAAUGCUUAAGUAAAUGCUCUCUGCUUAGCAGCACAAACCUGCCUUGUUGAGUUUUUCCCAGUAGCAGAGAACAUGAAUGGUAAAGUCAUUCCUAACACUCCCAUGGCCGUGGACUGCUGGCAGCUUAGAAAGUGCAGCCACGUCCGGCUCUUCUUCCUCUCACACAUGCACUCAGAUCACACAUCUGGCCUCACAUCCACCUGGAGCCACCGGCCCAUAUACUGCUCUCCUCUCACCUCCAAGCUCCUCAAACUCAAACUACAGGUGAAUGAAAAAUGGAUCCAGCCUCUGGAGGUUGGGGAGCCGCACAUGUUACCCCUGGAUGACAUUGGAAAGGAAAAGUUAACCGUUACCCUCAUUGAUGCCAACCAUUGUCCUGGGGCUGUUAUGUUUUUUUUCGAGGGCUACUUUGGCACUAUUCUUUACACUGGUGACUUUAGAUACAUUCCAUCCAUGCUGCGAGAACCUUGUCUUAGGAAUAAUACCACUAUUGAUGUGCUUUAUUUGGACAACACUAACUGUGACCCAACACGUUCAAUUCCAACUCGCCAGCGCGCCUGCCAGCAGAUCAAGGAGAUCAUACGGGCUCAUCCAAACUACGCUGUGGUCAUCGGCAUGUAUGACCUGGGAAAAGAGUCUUUGCUUGUGCAGUUGGCACUGGAGUUUAAGACCUGGGUGGAGGUAGAUAUGAAACGUCUGGCAACCCUAAAGGUGCUGGAGCUGCCCGAUGUGUUCAGCACAGAGCCAGGCUCUGGGCGUCUCCGUGCCAUUGCUCAGGCUGAAGUCACUGCAUCCAACCUGCUGGCCUGGAAUAAGGAGCGGCCUACCAUCGCUAUACUGCCCACCAGCCGCCCAGUGGUGUCCUGCCACCAUAACGUCCAUGUCGUGCCCUACUCAGACCACUCUUCCUACCAGGAGUUGGAGGACUUUGUUUCAGCUUUGCGUCCUGUGUCGCUAGUGCCGAUUGUGGGCAGCUGCAUGCCGAACCUCUCCUCACUGUGCCAACGCAAGAAGCGACAUGAAGUGGUGGUACCCGAGUCAGUACAGCACUACAUGAGAGCAAAGCCCAAUGGUCAACCUUGUACUUUCAUACGUAACUUUCUUCAGCGUUCUUCGCAAACAGUGCCUCGAGGGGUUGUGUUUGAAUCACCAGGGAAAAAUCCCAGACUACCUCGACAUAAUGAUGAUGAAGAUUUAGAUGUUAUGGAGGUAGAAGAUGAUGUAACAGAAGAUGAUUCUGAACUGGAUGAAGACUCUGAUUGCGUUCUGUUAGACAUGAGCAAAGAAAACAUGCAUGACGUUAACACUCUACAUCCUAGGAGUCUAAAUGUGAUUUGUGUCCCAUCAGAGGAUGUAAUCUCGAUUGACAGUCUUCCUCUAGAAGACACUGAUUCGCUCAUUUCCUUUAAAGGAUCAAGGCCACCUAAUAUGAAUAUCACAAGCAAAACCACAAGUUCAUCAUGUGAUAGAGUUACUGCUAUGACCCAUAGCAAAAAUCCCAGGAAGAAAAGCCCCCAGAUGGGAAACAUUAACUCCAGAGUGAUGAGCCCAUCCAUGGACACCAUUAGUCUCCAUGAUAGCAGCUGUGUAAUGGCUUUAGCAGCUUUAACACCAUCUGAAACACACCCUGAUUCAUCUGAUGCAUUUAGUACAGUUGACAGAGAGAGGACAGAGCAGUGGCUACUCAAUAACUUCACUGUUCCAGAGGAAGAGCUCACAUGCCAGUACGGAAUUAUUCAAGGUCUACAAGAGGUGUAUCCACUUGCGCCAAUCAAUAUGCCAAAAGCUGAGGGUGAUCCGUUUGAGGCUGCAAUACAGAGAUUCAAAUCCAAAUAAGUGUCCAAACAUGUAGGACAAGGAAAUAACAUACAGUAUACUGUCCAUUAUCAGUACUAGUACCAGAAGCUAUUAAUAGUGAUGAAAUGCAGUGGGAAAGUCUCCUGUUUGUCUGUGAUGUAUUCUAAUAUUUAUACUCACUGUUUCCUUUUUUUGACUAGACCUGAAGAAAGCAACGUCGGCUUAUUAACUUAUUUGUGUUUAAUUUGCCACAAUAACAACCACUACUUUCUUUUGAAGCUUUUCAAUGCUGCCUUCAUUUACAACCAAUUUUACAUGAAGUGUUAAAAUUCUUUUCUCUUUUGUAUUUUUAACAUAUUAUGUGGCAUAAUGUAGUACUUUUUUUUGCACCAUAGUUUUCCUACUGCAACAUCAUGUGUGAGUAUAUCAAACCAACCCAUUUUGUGUCUUGUCAUUGUGCCUAGAUGAGUGUUAACUGAUUAAGUUUUUCUAACAGUAUGGAAACCAUAAUUGUAUUAUAAAUAAUGAGUAAUUCUAUGCCUUUGGCAUUUUGUUACUUUAUGUAAUAUUAAAAUUGUACGCACUGAAAUCUUUAGAUGAAAUUGUAAUAAAAGGGCAGAAGGUACAAAAGA